Molecule: messenger RNA, 831 nt
Organism: Acanthamoeba castellanii str. Neff
Lineage: Eukaryota; Discosea; Longamoebia; Acanthamoebidae
Exons: 8
Coding region: 1-831 (276 amino acids)
Biological process (GO): positive regulation of DNA repair
Cellular component (GO): BRCA1-A complex; BRISC complex
Source: RefSeq, a predicted model, not a curated record
AUGGAACACGUUGGCCAAGGCGGCAAUGGAAGCCCAUCCACAACUACCGCCAGCGCUCCUGGUGUAGGCACUGCCCCGAUGGGCGACCACUUGCACUUCCUGCGCCCCUUUAUACCCGAGCGGCUUGUUUUCUGCAUCGACUUGUGCAACGAGAUGAACGGAAUCGAAUUCAGCAAGUCGCGCAAGAACACCUUCACUCGGCUCGACCUCGUCAAACACAUGCUCAAAAUGCACGCGGCCACGCUCAGGUUUGUGCACCUGAAGCACAAGAUGAACCCUCGCCACGAAUUCGCCAUCGUCUGCCUCACCGAUGCCGCGAUUUGGUUCCAAGACUUCACGUCGGACGUCGAGCUGUUGGCCAAGAAGGUGUCUACGCUCCAGACACAGGGUGACUUCCCGCGCUUCAACAUCGCCAAAAAGGUGGCCCUGCCCCAAGUGACGAUGGAAGACUUGAAGAGGGGCGGUGCGGACUACCUCUAUCGAGUCCUCUUCAUCUACUCUCGUACUACCGUUGUGCCGGAGUGGAUCGACGGACGCGAGAAACGAACAUCACAUAACGGGACACAUGCUUUUCUUGACGUAUUCGAGAUGGCGGACCGGCUACUCGCUACGCCAGUGUUCUUCUUCGACGGGCUCUACCUCCACAAGAAGCCCUCCAAGGAAAACAACCCACAAGGCAGCCUUGAGGAGAACUCGUACUUUUCAGAGACGCAUCAGAGUUUGCGUAGGAUCUACACCAACUUCACCCUCCUCCUCGCCAACCCUCUCCAACGCCCCGAGCAGGACAAGUUCAAGACCACCCUCGCCUCCAGCAAGCCGGUGAAGGACUGA